Pocillopora meandrina is the source of this 443-nucleotide messenger RNA. NCBI's taxonomy places the organism in Eukaryota, Metazoa, Cnidaria, Anthozoa, Scleractinia, Pocilloporidae. The record is from the annotation of a GenBank genome assembly.
GUGUGCCAGACUAUUUUCGAUGAAAAAGUUAGGUCUCUAGGAAUGUUUGACCAAGAGCUAGUUUCCAAGAAUGCCACUUGCACAAGCGCUGGACAUGUUUCUGUAUCCGGUUCUCGCCCAGGAUAUUUCACAUAAACCUCGCGUGUGUUUGAAUAAUGAAGAUGUGGUGGUAACCUGGUACUCAUUGACGGAGCUUUUAGAGAUAUCUAUAAAGAUGAAAUUUAUUGUUUUGUUCUCGCUGCAAGACCUAUGAGUCCCUAUCAAUGAUGACUUUCCCUUGUUCCAAUCAUGGUGUUACCGUGUGUGGAGGACUCUUGUACGUAAUGGGUAGAGGGAAUCCUAGUGGUUCAGUGUGUUGUUUCAACCCCCAAAAAAUGAAUGAAGCGCUCUUAACACUGAAUAUCACAGAUUGGAAUGAAGUGUCACACCAUUUAAUGAAGAGU